Messenger RNA from Etheostoma spectabile (orangethroat darter), 2557 nucleotides. RefSeq names its product protein kinase, membrane associated tyrosine/threonine 1 (gene pkmyt1). The record is from RefSeq and is a predicted model, not a curated record. Gene Ontology annotation, cellular component: nucleus; cytoplasm. The transcript has 8 exons. Gene Ontology annotation, biological process: protein phosphorylation; negative regulation of G2/MI transition of meiotic cell cycle; meiotic cell cycle. Gene Ontology annotation, molecular function: ATP binding; protein kinase activity. The coding region runs from base 383 to 2161 and encodes 592 amino acids. Lineage: Eukaryota; Metazoa; Chordata; Actinopteri; Perciformes; Percidae.
CUCCAAUUUUGGAUUAAAUUGUUUCUGGAACAUGUCCAGUUGUGUAGUUUUUUGUUUAGAAGCUUCUAUUGGUGAUUUAUCAUGGUAGAAAGUGUGUCUCUUUUUCUCUGUUGACGUAACAACAUCAAUGCUGUCAUUACGCCUGCGCAAUAUGCUCGUGUUGACGUCGUUGCGUGUAUCAGGGGCGAGCUGCGUCUCCACGCAGGCAGCACUGCGUGUAAUCGUCAGAAUUUGGCGCGAGGUACGUUCUGAAGAGUUUACGCGCAGUUUGUUUUUGCACUACAGCGACUUUAGGAACAACACUGUUUAGAAGACCGCCCGUCGUUAAAACUGGAUUAUGCUCAUUAUCUUCAAGGGAAAGAACUGAAAAAGGCCUGCCACAAUGUCAGUGGCUGUGGAAACCACAGUGUCCAGGAUGCCUCUCCCUCUUCCCACCCACUUCUCCCAUGCAGAGCAGUCCUUUUCCCUCAAAAAGCGCCGUCUCCCUUUUUCCUCACUAUGUACAUCCAACUCAUCCUACUGUUCACCUACCCAGCUCUCACAUUCUCUGCCCCCGCUGCCACCAUCCAAGGGAUGUCCCCCUCUGAGCAGGAUGUUCCCUCAGCAUCCAUCCCCCUGGACACCCCUGUCGUGUUCCCUUAGUAAGUCCCCUGCUCCGAAUCCUGUAUAUGAUCCCAGCAAACAGCAGUCCUAUUUCAGUCAGUGCUACACUAAUUUGGGCCUGCUGGGAAGAGGGUCGUUUGGAGAGGUCUACAAGGUGCAAAGCAAUGUGGACGGCCGGCAGUAUGCUGUCAAGCGCUCUGCUCAUCGCUUUAGGGGCAACAGUGAGAGGAACCGUAGCGUGAGGGAAGCCAGGAACCAUGAGCGCCUCUGUCCUCACCCUCAUAUCCUGAAUUUUGUGGCAGCCUGGGAGGAGUGUGGCCGACUUUACAUCCAGACAGAGCUGUGCAGCACCAGCUUGCUGCUCCAUGCUGAGAACCAGUCUCCUGGCCCAGAUGAGCCUGCAGCAUGGGCCUACCUGUGCGAUCUCCUUUCAGCACUGCAACACUUGCACUCUCAUGGUUUUGUGCAUCUUGACCUGAAGCCUGCCAAUGUCCUUGUUACUGACUCUGGCCGCCUCAAGCUGGGGGACUUUGGGCUGCUUUUUGAGCUCAAACAGAAGAGUACCGAGUCUGUAGAGGGGAAAGUGAAAGACGACAUCCAGGAAGGAGAUCCGAGAUACAUGGCCCCUGAGCUGCUCCGUGGGGAAUACGGUCCUGCUGCAGAUGUAUUCAGUUUGGGUGUUUCUAUUCUGGAGCUUGCCUGUAAUAUGGAAGUUCCAAAUGGUGGAGAGGGCUGGCAACAGCUCAGACAAGGCUGCCUCCCCUCAGAGUUUACCAGUGGCCUGUCAACUGAGCUACAGACAGUACUGCGGGCGAUGCUGGCCCCAGAACCAUCUGAGAGGCCAACAGUCUCUGAGCUUCUUGCUCUCCCCUCUGUUAGGAAACACAGGUGGAAGAGGCGCAUCCAUCUUUUGGUCGUUGAGACUAUGCUGACACUAGUCUCUUUCUGUCAGUUGGUGUUGUGCUUUGGGUGUAGGCUCCUCUCCUCCCUUCACUUGUCCUUUCUUCCUCACUGGACAAAGCCAGUGCCCUGUACUCCUCCGAAGGGUAGCUGGGACAAGGAUUUAACCCUGCCUCUCAGUGCCAUGCAUGCUGAAUCUGGGAGCCCAGAGGAUGAUACAGUGUUUCUGUUGGAUCCUACAGACCCAGAGCUUUCCCCCACCUUCUUACACAGGAUCAAAUCCAGAUUGUCUGUGGAAAGCACAUCUACUCCCCUCCCUGGUUCACCAACCCACAAUCAUCGAAGUCCUGCCCGCACACCCACUCACUCAAAUCUGGGUGAUUGGUCCUCCUGUAACUUAGGGCAGACCCCUUCCAGCAUCCACUCAAAUGGUUUCUGCCACUCACUGACACCCAGUGUGAGUCCCAUACAUGCAGAGCUUUGUGCAGAUAGCACGAAUGAAAACUCCACACAGAGCCGACAUUCUUCAUCCACCAAGUCCUCGCAGCGGCGCAAUCGCAACAGUGUCCAAACAGAGGGGGCUCUGCCCCAACCCACAUUUGAACCAAAGAACCUGCUCAGUCUGUUUGAAGAUACAACUCUGGAGGGACUGCCAUGAGUACUAGACUGCCAUUUUACACACAGGGGAAAGAUGUUUUCACUUUAAAAUAAUGGGUGAAGAGGAGCUGAUAUAUAUAUAUAUAUAUAUAUAUAUAUAUAUAUAUAUAUAUAUAUAUAUAUAUAUAUAUAUAUAUAUAUAUAGAAGUAAGUAGUUUUGUAUGAACUGUUUUUUGCCAUUUGUGUCUUACCGCAGCUAUUUUAAGUGUAGCUAUUCAAAAAAAAAUGAUUACUAUUAUUAAGGGGAAAAGGUUAAACCAGACUUCAAAGCACUUUUAUGUUUGUAACUGCAAUCUGUUGCUGAAAUGACAAGUCAUGAUGUAAUGUUAAUAGUUAUCUUAGCUUGGUGUACUCAAUUUACCUCAUGAUGACAGAAGAAAUAAAAUCUGAAUCUAAA